AAUGCUACUAGCAUUUUAGAAUGAAAUCGUUCAUUUCUCCAUGUCUUAACAUUCAUACUUAUUUCUUCCUUCUAUGAUGACACAAGUGAAGUUUGCUUCCCCAAUAUUCUUGUUGCUAGUGGUGAUGCCAUGGUUCUCCCCGACAUUAGGCAACGAUUAUGUCGAAGAGGCGUGCAGUGUGACGCGCUAUCCCGGUCUCUGUGUCGACAUGCUAGCUUCAUUUUCUAGCACGGCCAAAGACAGCCCGAGCAAAUGGGCUCGGGCUGGGGUGUCAGUGACAAUUGGAGAAGUCAAGUUAGUUGCUAAGUACUUGGCCGCGUUGAAAAGCAAAAGGUACAAGAACAUUUUAUCUGACUGUGUCGAGUGUUUUCAAGAUACGCUCGACAAUCUUCACAGGUCUUUGGGAGUGCUUAGAAAUCUUAGUGCUUCCGAAUUUAGCAACCAAGUUGGGGACGUUACGACUUGGCUCAGUGCGGCUCUCACCGAUGAGGACACGUGUCUCGAUGGCUUUGAGGAGCGGAACAAGGGAAAGCGUGUCGUAAAUCUCAUAAAUCGUGUGAACAAUGCUACUUACAUGACUAGCAACGCGCUAGCACUUGUUAAUAAACUCGCUACGACUGGCCCGGGAUGCUUAGUAAAUGACUAGCUAGUAUUAGUUGAAGAUUACGUAUGUAUUUGAGCACUUAUAGUAUUUAUUUAUUGUUCCUAAACAAAAUGUAAUAUUUAUGUGUUUGAUUUUUGUUUAACAUGUCAUAUUGUGUAUAUAUAUUGUCAACAUGUAAGAGGCCUGAAAGGCUGAAAUAUAUGUUAUACUAUUUGUAUACGUUUAUUUUA
Molecule: messenger RNA, 834 nt
Organism: Salvia hispanica
Lineage: Eukaryota; Viridiplantae; Streptophyta; Magnoliopsida; Lamiales; Lamiaceae
Product: Plant invertase/pectin methylesterase inhibitor superfamily protein
Biological process (GO): negative regulation of catalytic activity
Molecular function (GO): enzyme inhibitor activity
Source: RefSeq, a predicted model, not a curated record